AAUUUGAAGCAAUAUGAAAAAGCAAUUAAAUGUUACAAUGAAGUAUUAUCUAUGAACCAUAAAUAUGUUAAAGCAUGGAAUAACAAGGGUUAUACAUUAAAUGAUUUGAACUAAUAUGAAGAAGCAAUCGAAUGUUACAAUGAAGCAAUAUCUAUUUCCCCUAAAUUUGUUGAUGCAUGGCAUAAAAAGGGUCAUGCACUAAAUGAUUUUAACUAAUAUAUAGAAGCAAUUGCAUGUUACAAUGAAGUAAUAUCCAUUAACCCUAGAGAUGAGUAAGCAUGGUAUGACAAGGGUUGUGCAUUAGGAAAUUUGAAUUAAUAUAAUGAAGCAAUUGAAUGUUACAAUGAAGCAAUAUCUAUUAACCCUAAAAAUGUUGAUGCAUGGCAUAACAAAGGUUGUGCAUUAGGAAAUUUGAAUUAAAAUGAAGAAGCAAUUGAAUGUUACAAUGAAGUAAUAUCCAUUAAUCCUAGAGAUGAGUAAGCAUGGUAUGACAAGGGUUAUGCAUUAGGAAAUUUGAAUUAAAAUGAAGAAGCAAUUGAAUGUUUCAAUGAAGCAAUAUAUAUUAACCCUAAAUAUGUUGAUGCAUGGUAUAACAAAGGUUGUGCAUUAGGAAAUUUGAAAAAAUAUAAUGAAGCGAUUGAAUGUUACAAUGAAGCAAUAUCUAUUAACCCUAAAAAUGUUGAUGCAUGGCAUAACAAAGGUUGUGCAUUAGGAAAAUUGAAUUAAUAUAAUGAAGCGAUUGAAUGUUACAAUGAAGCAAUAUCUAUUAACCGUAAAUUUGCUAGAGGAUGUUAUAACAAGGGUCUUUCAUUAGCAAGUUUGAAUAAAUAUGAAGAUGCAAUUGAAUGUUAUAAUGAAGCAAUAUCUAUUUCCCCUAAAUUUGUUGAUGCAUGGCUUAAAAAGGGUUAUGCAUUAGGAAAUUUGAAUUAAUAUGAAGAAGCAAUUGAAUGUUUCAAUGAAGCAAUAUAUAUUAACCCUAAAUAUUUUAAUGCAUGGUAUUGCAAGGGACUUGCAUUAAGAAAAUUGAACUAAUAUGAAGAAGCAAUAGAAUGUUACAAUGAAGCAAUAUCUAUUAACCCUAAAAAUGUUAGUGCAUGGAAUGGCAAGGGUUGUGCAUUAGGAAAUUUGAAUUAAUAUAAUGAAGCGAUCAAAUGUUACAAUGAAGCAAUAUCUAUUUCCCCUAAAUUUGUUGAUGCAUGGUAUAACAAGGCCUAUAGGCAAUGCAUUAAAUGA
This is a messenger RNA of Paramecium tetraurelia, 1233 nucleotides long. RefSeq lists its product as uncharacterized. NCBI's taxonomy places the organism in Eukaryota, Ciliophora, Oligohymenophorea, Peniculida, Parameciidae. Gene Ontology annotation, molecular function: protein binding. The transcript has 13 exons. The record is from RefSeq and is a predicted model, not a curated record.